This is a messenger RNA of Amphibalanus amphitrite, 1058 nucleotides long. RefSeq names its product techylectin-5B-like. The record is from RefSeq and is a predicted model, not a curated record. The coding region runs from base 73 to 849 and encodes 258 amino acids. NCBI's taxonomy places the organism in Eukaryota, Metazoa, Arthropoda, Thecostraca, Balanomorpha, Balanidae. The transcript has a single exon.
GUGGGACCGAGCACACCUUUAGCAGAGACGACUGUUCCACUCAGACCACUGAGGACGUUCUUCUGCGUCACCAUGGGGCUACCGUUACGUCCACCAGUGGCGGUCUGUGUUCUCUUGCUCCUGGUGUGUGCCGCUGGGUCAGCCGCUGAUAUGACCUCUGGGCUGACCUCUGAAACCAACGGUACGUCACAGCAGGAUUCCAUUGCGCGCGACUGCAGUGAUCUGCCUCGGGGCACAACAAGCGGUGUCUACAUGAUAAUGGUGGAUCUCCAAACUCCGACCCCAGCCUACUGUGACAUGGACGAUGGCGAGGGAUGGACCGUCUUCCAAAGAAGAGCCGACAUCACACCCAGGCAAGACUUCUUCCAGGACUGGGAGGCCUACAAAUGGGGCCUGGGAAGUUUAGAAGGAGAGUUCUGGUGGGGACUUCACUACCUCUGGCAGCUGACCUCCCAGAACCGCAUUUACGAGUUACGGGUCGACCUCUGGGAUUGGGACGAGCAGACGAGGUACGCCACCUACCAGAAGUUCACCAUCGCGUCCGAGGCCGACGGCUACCGACUGGACUUUGUUAAUUCCUCGUACGCCGGGGACGCUGGAGACAGUCUAAGCUACCACAAUGGAAUGAAGUUCUCCACGUUUGACAGAGACAACGACGCUACCUCGGGUGGCUGUUCAUCUUACAACAAUGGAGCAUGGUGGUAUAAAAACUGUCAAUACUCCAACCUCAACGGACUGUACAUUCCGGGGUCAACAGACACAAAAAGGUCGGUCCGGUGGGCUCACUGGAGAGAUCAGUACAGUCUGAACGCCACCACAAUGAAGAUCAGACCCACAAAUACGCUCUAAACACCCGGAGCUGUAGGCAACAGAUGCAAACUUUCGUUGGGCUGCACUCUUACUAAUUUGUUUUCGUGUUGGCAAAACUCGUAUUUAGCUUUGUGCAGCUGUUUUUGUUCAACGGCUAAUAUUAUAUGCAUUUUUGUUUUGUGUGCCUGGUCAGAAAAAAAAGACCAAUGCCCAUCGAAAUCAAUUUCAGCAAUAAACUGAACAUGGUC